Molecule: messenger RNA, 1943 nt
Organism: Nymphaea colorata (pocket water lily)
Lineage: Eukaryota; Viridiplantae; Streptophyta; Magnoliopsida; Nymphaeales; Nymphaeaceae
Product: ABSCISIC ACID-INSENSITIVE 5-like protein 2
Exons: 5
Coding region: 531-1721 (396 amino acids)
Biological process (GO): positive regulation of DNA-templated transcription
Cellular component (GO): nucleus
Molecular function (GO): DNA-binding transcription factor activity
Source: RefSeq, a predicted model, not a curated record
AAAAAGGAGGGGAAAUGGUGAAAUUAGGCUGCGAGGGAGUGCUGCUUCGAGCGAGGAGGGAGUGUGCCAUCUGGAAGGGUCUCUCUCUUUUUUGUGUCUGGUUUGCUUCUAGGGCACGAUAAUUUCGCUUCCGCAGGCGCUCUGACUCCCUAGGGUUUCGGUUCUCUCUCGCGCUGGUUCGCUUGCUCGCCGCUUUGAUAGGUGGCGGCGGUGGCGGAGAUUCUGUUGCGAGCGAGGCGCUCGGUGGUAACGGAGGCUGGAUGCGGAAUGCGAGGGACUUGAGCGUUGGGGCUGUCGCGAUCUUCGGGUUUAUGAGGUUAGUUCUUUCGGUUUGCUGAGGGAGAAGGAAAGGGACUGAGUAGUCGCGAGUUGUGGGAUUGGAGUUGCCGGUGAGGAUCGGACGGUGCGGAUGGUGACGGCUUCAUCUGCGAGCGAAACCGAGUGAAUUGCCGAUUUGACGCACCCUCGACUAGCUAAGGUAGCCGCUGCAAGCGUCCUCUGCCUUCACUCCGUCCGAAAGCUGAAAAGGCAUGAGCUCCGAUACGGACUCCCGUGGACUGUUGUCGGUAGAUGCAGGACUGCAGAGGUCGGUAGGCUCCCUGUCUCUGGCGAGGCAACCCUCCAUAUACUCCCUGACCCUGGACGAAUUCCAAAACCAAAUUGGUGAACCUGGCAAGAACUUCGGCUCCAUGAACAUGGACGAGUUCAUCUCCAACAUCUGGACAGCCGAAGAGAGCCACGCCAUGUCGACUGCAGCGGCGGCAACAUCUGCCGGUGAGGGAGCCCUGCCCAGGCAGGCCAGCUUGCCAAGGCAGGGUUCGUUUACCUUGCCUGGGCCGCUUGGUCGAAAGACCGUAGAGGAGGUCUGGUCUGAAAUUCAUAGGGAUCAGCAGCAGCAGCAUCAACAACAAGAUCCGCUGCAGCACGGCCACAAUAAUGGCGGUGGUUCUGCUAAUCCUGUUCAUACCCGUCAGCCCACCUUCGGCGAGAUGACUCUUGAGGAUUUCCUUAUCAAAGCCGGCGUAGUCAGAGACGACAACACCGCAUCCAUGUUCAGGAAUGAAGGAAAUGCAGCGGGAGAGCCAGACUUCGGGCAGGUCCUUGGAUUGGGUUAUGGUGAUCGAGUAGCGGCAAAUGGCGAACUGGGGAGUAAUAGGAUAGCUGGCGGGGGUGUUCCGGGCUUUCCAAUGGCAAUGGGGCAGCAGAUGAUGCAGCACCAACUGGGUGUAAGUGAUGCUGGGAUUAAGAGGAUGGGCAAUGGUUGCUUGGGUGGGAGGGCUGGAAAUGGAGGCAUUGCGAUGGGGGGAUACGCCAACGGCGGAUUCGGCGGCGUGGGGGCCGGGUCACCUGCAAGCCCCCUUUCAUCGGAGGGGUUGUGUACGAGUCAGAUAGAGUGCGGAAUGUCGCCGGUGCCGUAUGGUGUGGAUGUGGGGAUGAGGGGGAGAAAGAGAACACUGGAUGGUCCGGUGGAGAAGGUAGUGGAGAGGAGGCAGCGGAGGAUGAUCAAGAAUAGGGAGUCCGCUGCUAGGUCCAGAGCAAGAAAACAGGCUUACACUGUUGAGCUUGAAGCUGAACUUAACCAUCUGAAGGAGGAGAACAUGAGGCUUAGAAAGCUGCAGGAAGAAGAAAAGGAAAGAAGGAAGAAGAAGCUAUUGGAGUCUCCUGCGCCUGCAGUACCACAGAAGAAGAAACUCAGAAGAACGCGUAGUGGACCAUGGUGACCAUGCGAAGGUCAAAUAAAAUGGUCUCCUCUUAUCUGAGGACAGGUGGACAGGUAAUUUAGCAGAAGAGGCGUCUUUGAAGUUUUUUGUACAUAUACGUAUGAAGAGCUGCCUUUGUACAGGGAGCAAGCUCUUAGGCCUUAAUAUAGGGCGUCCUUCGAGCCUUGACACAGGAAAAGUAGAAAGUAUGAUCGAGGCAAUAAACGCGACAGUCUCUCUUUC